Messenger RNA from Onychostoma macrolepis, 2390 nucleotides. It is a transcript of the gene pycr1b, whose product is annotated as pyrroline-5-carboxylate reductase 1b. Gene Ontology annotation, biological process: L-proline biosynthetic process. The record is from RefSeq and is a predicted model, not a curated record. NCBI's taxonomy places the organism in Eukaryota, Metazoa, Chordata, Actinopteri, Cypriniformes, Cyprinidae. Gene Ontology annotation, molecular function: pyrroline-5-carboxylate reductase activity.
CUAACCCACAUUCAGCCUUCUGUCUACAGGAACUGAUGCAAUAAGAGCGCUCCGUUGCAAACCCCGCCCUCGCUGCAUCCGCCGCGCUGAUUGGUUAGGCGCCACAGCAUCUCGUCUCUCAUUGGUCCGUUCGCGCGUCACUCAGAGCGCCGUCCCGCUGCACAUGGAGGGAAGGAAGCCACGUUGACAUCAAUUAGUGUUUUUACAGCUUGAUAAACUAGAACACCGAACCGAAUCUUCCGUUCACCGUGAGUCUCGGCGGAGGUGUGUGGUCAUCAUCAGGAUGAGUGUGGGCUUCAUCGGAGCGGGUCAGCUGGCACAUGCCCUGGUCAAGGGCUUCACAGCGGCAGGUGUAAUUGCUGCGAAUAGAAUCACAGCGAGUUCACCGGACACAGAUCUGCCAACAGUCUCCGGUCUACGGAAAAUGGGCAUCAAUUUCACUACGAGCAAUAAAGAAGCGGCGCACAAGAGCGACGUUCUGUUCCUGGCCGUCAAACCUCACAUCAUCCCGUUCGUUCUGGAUGAAAUCGGUCCAGAUAUCGAGGACCGUCAUCUGAUCGUCUCCUGCGCCGCUGGAGUCACUAUCAGCUCCAUUGAGAAGAAGCUGCUUCAGCACCGCGCGGCUCCUAAAGUGAUGCGCUGCAUGACGAACACGCCGGUGGUGGUGCGCGAGGGAGCGACGGUGUACGCCACAGGAACUCACGCAGACGUAGAGGACGGGAAGCUCCUGGAGCAGCUGAUGGCCAGCGUGGGCUUCUGCACCGAGGUGGAGGAGGACCUGAUCGACGCCGUGACGGGCCUCAGCGGCAGCGGACCUGCUUACGCGUUCACGGCUCUUGAUGCUCUCGCUGACGGCGGGGUGAAGAUGGGGUUGCCACGGCGACUGGCGGUCAGACUGGGAGCUCAAGCUUUACUGGGAGCAGCUAAGAUGCUUCUGGACUCGGAGCAGCACCCUGGACAGCAAGACAACGUCUGCUCACCGGGUGGCGCUACCAUCCACGCACUGCACUUUCUGGAGAGCGGAGGCUUCCGGAGUCUCCUCAUCAACGCCGUGGAGGCCUCCUGCAUCCGGACCAGGGAGCUGCAGUUUCUGGCCGAUCAGGAGAAGAUCUCGCCCGCUGCCAUCAAGAAGACGACGCUGGAUAAAGUGCUGCAGCAGCCGGGCGUCUCGUCCACAUCAGUCGCCACCAAGAGCAGAGUGAACCUGUUCAACAACAGGACCGGCGUCAAGAAGUAGACAGACACACACACACACACACACACACACAGGACAAUACAAGAACUGUGCCCUCCAUCCAUACACACACAUGCACCUUCAGAUUGAAAUGCAUUAUGGGUCUGUGCUUGUGCUGACAGUGCCUCCUGUUACGCUGGUACAGUAUUACACCGGGAAACACAAGUCAUAAAGAGUGUUAACAUUAUUAUUUGCACCUUCAUAUCUAUGAAGUCCAUGACAAUUCAAAGGGAAUAAUGUAAAUGGUUUCCAAACAGGUUUUUAUGUAAAUGGUCACUUUGUGCUAGGAAUAAACUGAAUACAUAACACACGUUUUGCAUACAUGAACUGUCAGACUUGUUGAUUUUGCUUAUCAAGAUAUCAGAACACCCUAUAGCACCUCCUUAGCAACAACUCAAAUCACCCUAUAGCAACCCCCUAACAACAACUGAAAACACCCUGGCAACAACUCACCACACCCUAUGGCAAUGCCCUGGCAACAACUCAAAUCACCCUAUAGCAACACCUUAACAACAACUCAAAACCCCAUAGCAACCUCCUGGCAACAACUCACCACACCCUAUAGCAACGCCCUUCUAAACAGGUUUUUAUGUCAUUGGUCAUUGUGUUCCGGGAUGAAACUGACUGUGUUGGACACAUGAACUUUCUGACCUGUUUAUUUUCUUUGAUUAACAGGAUAUCACAACUUCUCUGAGCUGUUACAGGAAGUGAUGUUAUAGAAUAGCGACUUUUAUUUUGCUGCUUUUUUUUUUGCUUUUAAAUUGGAUUUAUUCUCUUGAUUUCUUUUGAAUAUGUUACCUGUAAGUUCUUUCUGAAACAUUUUAUCAGGAUUUAUUGCAGACCUGGACACUCGUAUAUACUUGUUUGUUCUUUUUAAAAUUCUUAAAAAUAAUGAAUGUCAAACAGCCAAAGUGUUUUGUAAGCUGAUUAUCAGGUGUGAAGCAUCUUUCUGUUUGUCUGUUCUGUGUAUUUCUAUUGCAGAAAUAUGAAAACUGCAUAAACGGUUCUGAAAGUUAAAGAAAAGCUGUGCUUUUGCUUACGCUUGUGGUUUUAUUUCCGUUGGCUUCAUUGAUGAACUGUGUUCCUGAUGAGCGAGAACAUUGUUGCAUUUGUUCCAGACAUGUAAUUAAAGAGGGAGCGAACUAUGAAUAAUUAA